UUCACCAUGCAAGAGGUUCGAGAGAUCCGGAGCUCUUCUCCGACCAGACUCAACAUGCUGGGCAUCGCCAGCAUGAUGCAUAGAGAAGCACUCUUCCCUAGGAAGCAGUCUACAGACCAUCUGUCUUCGAUUCCAAGAUCUCUGCUCCACCCACAAACCCCUCCUGACUCAACCUCAGGCAGUCCGAUCGUCAAACCCGAGGGGUCUUUCUCAACUGCUUCAAGCAUCUCUCGAGAGUGCUCUCCAAUCCCUCGUUUGACCCGCCUAAACUCAUACGCCAACCCUUCUCCCAUUAAGUUGCCUAGUCUCGAAGAAUUCGACCAAGGCGUUGACGCCAUCGCACGAUCGUAUGGAUCAACACGGUCCUGGACUCCCCCUUCACCUCUUCCUAGCUUGCGUCGCGGCUCCAUACUUCCUCAGCCACUGCCAUCAAUGUUGGCUUUCUCAAUCCACGAGCCCACUUACCCAAACUACGCCAUUAGCAGUGACUUCUGCCCUUCAAGGAUGGACGGCUAUCCCAGCCCACCUCCAGACAGCGAAGGGCGGCACAUCAACCAGAAGUACACCACAGAAGAGGGAGAUUUCAUCAUCUACGCCUGGCACGACAGGAAGCUCAAAUGGCAGCGUAUUAAGCAAGACUUUGCGAGCAUGUUUGGCCGCACACCAGAAAGGACUGUUCAAGGCCUUCAGGCCUGGUACUACCGCAUGAACCAGCGUAUCCCCCUCUGGGAUGAUGAUGGCUGGCUCAUCUUUGACAAUGACGAUGACAUGGAGCCGAAACACAUCAGCAUCAAGUGCCGAGAGAGAGACACGCAGGACCGACCUAUGGAGCCCUUAGGGCUUGCCCAGCGGUACCCUGAACGAGCCAUCCACUACUCCUGGGUCGACGCCGAAACAAAGCGCAAGUGUCGCGACUGGGCUUCCAAACGAGCCUUGCAGUUCCGUGAACGCAGAGAGCGGCGAAAGAGAAAGGAGCAGAGACGCCUAAAAAUCUAA
Molecule: messenger RNA, 996 nt
Organism: Trichoderma virens Gv29-8
Lineage: Eukaryota; Fungi; Ascomycota; Sordariomycetes; Hypocreales; Hypocreaceae
Exons: 3
Coding region: 7-996 (329 amino acids)
Source: RefSeq, a predicted model, not a curated record